Molecule: messenger RNA, 3428 nt
Organism: Manacus vitellinus (golden-collared manakin)
Lineage: Eukaryota; Metazoa; Chordata; Aves; Passeriformes; Pipridae
Gene: LARP1
Product: La ribonucleoprotein domain family member 1
Exons: 20
Coding region: 93-2948 (951 amino acids)
Biological process (GO): mRNA stabilization; positive regulation of translation
Cellular component (GO): cytosol; cytoplasmic stress granule
Molecular function (GO): RNA cap binding
Source: RefSeq, a predicted model, not a curated record
UCCUGGUCCCUCCUGGAGGGUGGACACCCCCUUUUAAUUUGCAAAUCAGUUGUCCCCAAAGGCUCGGACUCUGAAGUCAUGGAGCUGAGUACAUGGACAGCAAUGAGUGCCACAGGAAUGCCUCCGAAUCUGUGUCUUGCCCCUGGUGCUGUGCAGAACUUACGACUCCAGCAAAAGUGGUGAGGGCUGCCAACCCAAGACAGCGGAAAGGAAGCAAGGUUGGUGACUUCGGUGAUGCCACAAAUUGGCCAACACCUGGAGAAAUAGCCCACAAGAGUGUCCAGCAGCCGCACAAAGCACCAACCCUUCGGAAACUGCCUGUCAAGAAAGACAUGAAAGAGCAGGAGAAGGGGGAUGGGAGUGAUGGCAAAGAGAGCCUGAAAACCAAAUCAGAUGAGUCGGGGGAGGAAAAGAACGGUGAUGAUGACAACCAGAAGUCAGCGCAGAAGAAGAAAGGCAACAAACACAAGUGGGUCCCUUUGCAGAUAGACAUGAAGUCAGAGGUGCCUAGGGACAAAACCGCCUCUCGGAACAACCGGCAAAACGAGCAGCACAGGCACCCCUCCAACAACCGCAGCGAGCUGAAAGGCUGGCACCCAGACAACAAGCACGAGCGCAGCUGGCAGGACCACGACGAGACCUCCAGCGUGAAGAGCGAGGGAGGGGCUGUGCGAGGGACCUUCCGGGGCCGAGGCCGUGGCCGUGGCAGGGGCCGUGGCCGUGGCAGAGGAGGUGAUCACUGGCACUUUGACUACCAGUAUGGGUACCGGAAAUUCGAGGGCUCGGAUGGCUCCCGCACCCAGAAGUACGCCAGCAACAUCACCUACUACUUCGACAACAUCAGCAGUGCUGAGCUCUACAGCGUGGACCAGGAGCUGCUCAAAGACUACAUCAAGAGGCAGAUAGAAUAUUACUUCAGCGUGGACAACCUGGAGCGGGACUUCUUCCUGCGCCGCAAGAUGGACUCGGACGGCUUCCUCCCCAUCACCCUGAUCGCCAGCUUCCACCGAGUGCAGGCACUGACCACUGACAUCAGCCUCAUCAUCAAGGCUCUGAAGGACAGCAAGGUGGUGGAAAUUGUGGAUGAGAAGAUCAGGAGAAAAGAGCAGCCAGAAAAAUGGGCUCUGCCUGGCCCUCCUAUGGCAGACUACACUCAGACUGACUUCUCACAAUUCAUCAAUUGCCCUGAGUUUGUCCCCCGGCAAAGCUUCCAAAAAGAGACAGAGUCUGCUCCUGGCUCCCCACGUCCUGCCAGCCCUGUCCCCACCAAAACAGAGGAGGUCAGUAACCUGAAGACAAUGCCCAAGGGCCUGUCCACAAGUCUACCAGACCUGGAUUCAGAGACAUGGAUUGAAGUGAAGAAGAGGCCUCGGCCUUCCCCAGCCAGGCCCAAGAAACCAGAGGAGUCAAAGACACCCCAGCAGCAAAAGCAAAAGGACCAAGAUGAGCCUGAGGAGCUCGACUUCCUCUUCGACGAGGAGAUGGAGCAGAUGGAUGGCCGCAAGAACACCUUCACCGACUGGUCAGAUGAAGAUUCCGAUUACGAGAUCGACGACCGCGACGUGAACAAGAUCCUCAUCGUGACGCAGACACCUCCUUACCUACGCCGGCAUCCUGGUGGGGACCGGACUGGCAACCACACCUCCAGGGCUAAAAUGAGCUCGGAGCUGGCCAAGGUGAUCAAUGAUGGGCUCUACUACUACGAGCAGGACCUGUGGACAGAGCAGUUUGAGCCAGAGUAUUCACAGAUCAAGCAAGAGGUGGAGAACUUCAAGAAGGUGAAUAUGAUCAGCAGGGAGCAGUUUGACACCCUGACCCCAGAGCCCCCCGUGGAUCCAAACCAAGAAGUCCCUCCAGGUCCCCCCAGGUUCCAGCAAGUACCUACAGACGCUUUGGCCAACAAGCUGUUUGGAGUCCCUGAGCCUUCCACCAUCGCCCGGUCUUUGCCCACGACUGUACCAGAGUCACCCAACUACCGCAACGCCAGGACCCCCCGCACCCCCCGCACGCCGCAGCUGAAGGACCCGACACAGACGCCCCGGUUCUACCCCGUGGUGAAAGAGGGCAGGACGAUAGAUGCCAAGACUCCACGGAAAAGGAAGACGAGGCACAGUUCGAACCCUCCGAUGGAGUGCCACGUGGGCUGGGUGAUGGACUCUCGGGAGCACAGGCCACGAACCGCCUCUAUCAGCUCCAGCCCCUCGGAGGGGACUCCAGCUGUCGGGAGCUACGGCUGCACCCCACAGUCCCUGCCCAAGUUCCAGCACCCUUCGCACGAGCUGCUCAAGGAGAACGGCUUCACACAACACGUCUACCACAAGUACCGUCGGCGCUGCCUUAACGAGCGGAAACGACUGGGCAUUGGUCAGUCCCAGGAGAUGAACACGCUUUUCCGGUUCUGGUCCUUCUUCCUCCGAGAUCACUUCAACAAGAAAAUGUAUGAGGAGUUCAAGCAACUGGCUGUGGAGGAUGGAAAGGAGGGAUACAGGUAUGGUCUGGAGUGCCUUUUCAGAUACUACAGCUACGGGCUGGAGAAGAAAUUCCGGCCAGACAUAUUUAAGGACUUCCAAGAAGAGACCAUCAAGGAUUAUGAAGCUGGGCAGCUCUAUGGGCUGGAAAAGUUCUGGGCCUUCUUAAAAUAUUCCAAAGCCAAAAAUCUGGACAUUAACAGCAAACUGCAAGAAUACCUCAGCAAGUUCAAGCGCCUCGAGGACUUCAGAGUAGAUCCACCCAUGGGGGAGGAAGGUGGACACAAGAGAUACCCUUCAACGUCAGGGGGAGAUGGCAGGAAGCGCUACCCAUCCCAGUCUUCCAGCAAAACGGUCAGCCAGUGCCCAUCCAGCCAAGCCCACGCCUCACCCAGCCAGCCUGCACAAGAGGAUGCCAAAAACCUGAGCCAGCAAUCCCCUGCCCCAUCGGCUGCAGAGUCGCAGACAGUGGGGAAGUAGAGAGGCUGCAGCGUCUGCUUCCUGCCGGGGGAUGGGGUGGGUUGGUGGGGGACUGGCUUGGAGAAGGGAAGACAUGAGGGGGUGGGACAGGAAGGGAGCUGGAAGGUGGGUGCCCAGGAAUAGGCUGCUUGGGAGAAACUUCAACGCACAUGAUCUUCUUCUCUUGUGGCUGGAAAGCAAAGACUAUCUACAUCUAAAACACCAUUUUGCUAUUACAACCCUGACCAGAGCCAGACCCGCUCCCAGCAGACCCACCCUUUCCUUUCCCUUCCCUCCCCUCCUGUGCACACACUCAUGUCUUAGCGUCUCUUCAAAAAAAAAAAUGUGUUCUGGUUGGGUUGGAAAGGGGAGAUUUUUUUUAUUAUUAUAUAUAUAUAUCAAGUUUUAAAUUAUUGCUAGAAGUUCGUCUGGAUUUACCAAAACAAGUCUGCUCUGUGUGGCCCCAACGACUCCCCUCUGUGUCCCCCCUCGGAUCUCGCG